UUGUUUUUGGUUCGGUUUGCAAAUCCACGGCCUCAGAAUGAGACCCUAUUACACUGUGAACGCUUUAAAUGAGCACUAGCACGACACGCGCACGCUUUGCAGCAAGUAACUGCGUUAUUAUUAUGUACUUCACAGGCUUCCGUAGACAUCACAUUUAGCUGGAGUAGGGCUGCGGUUCAGCUUUCUGUUUUGAGGAACACCGGUGAGGAAAAUGGAACAAAGAAGUCGUGGGAUUUCAUGCGAACUCAUGACAGUGUCUCUGUGCUGAUCUUCAAUACCACCUCUCAUUGCUUCAUCCUGGUCAAGCAGUUCCGCCCAGCUGUGUACAUGUCUGAGUGGGAGAGAAUGAAACCUGCACACGCUGAACCAGAAGGAGAGCAGGGAGGCGAGGGCCGUGCCACGGAUGCCCCAGAGGAGGAGCAGGAGGGAAGCGAGGAGGCCAACCGCCCUCACCAGCCCCCAGCUUCAGCAGGCGUGACGUAUGAGCUGUGUGCCGGCAUAGUAGACAAGCCGCAUCUGUCCCUGGAGGAGAUCGCCUGCCAGGAAGUGCUGGAGGAGUGUGGUUAUGAAGUUCCUGUCUCCAAGCUAAGGAGGAUCACGUCAUUCAGGUCAGGAGUAGGAGUUAUGGGAGCCAAGCAGACCAUGUUCUACGUAGAGGUGUCUGACGAGAACCGUGUUGGCGAGGGUGGUGGGCAACCUCAAGAAGGCGAGCUGAUCGAGGUGGUCAAAGUGCCCCUGCACGAGGCCAUGACUUUCGCCUAUGACGAGAGCAUCCCUAAAACCAUGGGUGUUAUUUUCAGCUUCAUGUGGUUUCAUAGCAACAUGGCACCUAAAUAUAAAAUCUCCACUAAUGUGUAAUGGAUGACAGCUUCUGUUUCUUCCAACCUUCUGAAGCACCCUGUAUGUAACCUUGUAUUUCUUUGUGUACCUAUUGAAUUGAAUACUGUGUUCUUAAUUGCUUUCCUCUUUUCUUACUCUAAUUAUUGUCUUAUUUCAGACUUUGCCUCAAACUUAGUCAUAAUUCCUCCUUGGUAGUAGAUGAGUUGCAGAACACAAUAAUAGUAAUUGUGAGUUUGUGUCACGAAAUGGUAACGCUUUGCUUUUAACGAGUCUGUUAUUUAUUUAUCUGACUGCUCUUUAGAAAUCUUAUAAUGGCUGGUAAAACUAUACAAGCUUGAAGAUGAGGAUAGAAGAGGACGUUGUUCAUAUCAUUUCAGAGGUUUGGGGAAGUAUGAUAUAUAUAAUAAGCAAAUCCAGAUUUGUCAGAAAUGACAGAUAUUAGUUACAUGUGUAAUGCGCUACAUAGCAUAGCUAAUGGGCAGCUACCAAACUUCUCUCUUAAUUGUGCAAAGACUAGCCAAGCAUUUGCAGACAUCUCAGGUCUAACACAAACUACGAAGCAUUCAGGGUUCGAGGCAAUGCUCUUUUAUCAAUUCUUAACAUCAAACUGGCAUUUCUUUAAAGAGUCCUCAUUUAAAAUUGAACAAGAAAUAUUUGGGGUCUGCUACACAAUAAAUCAGUGCACAUGAUUCAAGCAAUCCCAUGUUUAUCAUUUUUCCGCCCCCCAUUGAUUUUGACAUGACAUUCAGGCUUACUGCUAGUCUUGAAUAGCUUUUUAGAAACCAUUUGAUUACAACAAUCACUACUGCAGCUCCAUUAUAAGCGUAAUAAAAGAUAUCAUAUAGUAGAGUAAGUAUAUAAAAGUGAUUAGAACUUAUAAUAUCAUCUCUGUGGGUUCUUCUUUAUCAUCUAAAAUUAGAAAGCGACUCUGGUAUAAUUCUUAUAUGCUGGAGCUGCAUGAGCUCACCUGGGGAACACUUUCUAUCCUACAUACAGUAUAAAUUUAAAACAAGCUGAUACUAAAGUAAUAAUGAUUUACUCUGAGCACAGAAUACAAUUUAUAAUGACGUUAUAAAUGUCUCUUCAGUCAUGACAACUAACUUUGUGACCGUCAUUACCAAUUAAUACUUGAAGGCCAUACGUAGUGUUUAUCGUAUUUUGCACAUGCUGUAUCUGAGGUUUCUCUUUCAAUCUGACCUUGUUAGGUAUUUAAAUGUUUAUAUUGUUAUUAUCUCACGUGUGAUGAUGAUAUUUCUACUACGCUAUGCCUAUUUGGUACAUUUUCUGGGACAAAAAAAAAAAAAGGUCAUAAGCCAUUUGACACUGCAACCGUCUAUUUGACUGUUUUCAGCGAUUUUAGAUUUUCGGUUAGAAAAUAAAAAUAAAAAUACUGUUAAAGUGACUACUUCAGCUACUGGAUAGGUGCGAAUUAUUUUCAUUGUAUCUAAACAGUCAUUGUUUAUGUGGCAACGAAUACAAGUAAGCCAUUUGAACAUGUGAGAUAUGAAUCUAAUUAAAAUACAUUCCUUUAGUUAAAAGAUAUUCUAUGUACGAUUUUGUUAAGGUUUUGUAUAUUUAAAAAAAAAACAAACAAAAAAAAAAACCCUACAUUUUUAUCAGUAACUUUGCUUAUUGAUUGAAUUUGUCUUUGCAAUAAAAAACGAUUUAAAUGUACAAAAUAAAAACAUCAAAUUACAUAAUGUAAGAAUGCAUAGAAUACCUUUAACGAAGCUUCUGGAUGGUACUAUUUAUGACUAUCAACAUUCAUUGUUUUAGCAUUAUUACCUAAAUAUUUUAUGCUAAAGAAACACUGAAUGCAUGUGUAUGAAAAGCUCAAACGUUGUGAAGAUUUGUGUUCUGGAAAGCAUAGUGAUGUCUUUCUAAGCCUCUGAUCCUAUCCUGUUUUUAUGUGAUUGUUGAUUGUUUCCUACAUGCUUUUACUUGAGAGAAUAAAAUCAAAUCCUACUAAUAUUGUACAGCAGUGGUUCUUUCUACUUUUAAUGUUUUAAUGUUAAUGUCAUCGAGGAAAAAAAAAAAAAGAAGUGUUUACAUGAAAAUUGUAUUUUCUUCUUUGCAUGUUGGGUUUCAUUUUUUUCCCAUUCAAUGUAUCCUAUGCAUUUGAAUUUUUUAUUGUAUUGUGAUGUCUUGCAUGUGCUCCAUGUGUAUAUUAAUCUGGAUGGAGUGUACAUAAAUAAAGACGAAUA
Ictalurus furcatus (blue catfish) is the source of this 3044-nucleotide messenger RNA. It is a transcript of the gene nudt14, whose product is annotated as nudix (nucleoside diphosphate linked moiety X)-type motif 14. Gene Ontology annotation, biological process: nucleoside phosphate metabolic process; ribose phosphate metabolic process. The record is from RefSeq and is a predicted model, not a curated record. Lineage: Eukaryota; Metazoa; Chordata; Actinopteri; Siluriformes; Ictaluridae. The transcript has 5 exons. Gene Ontology annotation, molecular function: metal ion binding; UDP-sugar diphosphatase activity. Bases 238 to 858 code for a protein of 206 amino acids.